Molecule: messenger RNA, 783 nt
Organism: Entamoeba dispar SAW760
Lineage: Eukaryota; Evosea; Mastigamoebida; Endamoebidae
Exons: 1
Coding region: 1-783 (260 amino acids)
Source: RefSeq, a predicted model, not a curated record
AUGUUUUCACACUACCUCAGUCAUAUCGGUGGUACUUUAACCCAAUUUAUAAUCGAAAAACCACUUACAACUCCAUUUCAAGCUGCUUUGACAUGCUCACAAAUUAAUGGAUUAUCAACUUGGAGUAAUAUGUCUUUCCUUGCAAGAAAGAAUUCUUUGUUUAAAUCCCUUCCUUGUUCUAUUAUAAACGCAGUUCCAUUAACUAUAAGUGAACAACUAGCGAUCAGACUCUUAUUAACUGAAAAAGAAAAACAAACUCACAAAAUUUCUCUUUGUAAACAACUUGCAGUUACUUCACUUUCAACGAUAACGUCAUUCCCUUUUACUUAUCUUGAAAUAAUUAAUCGAACUCGUUGUUGCUCUGAUAUUAAUAUAAAAGAUAUUAAAUAUGCCAUUCCUCGACCACUUAAUAUUCCUAUAAUUCCAUUAUACUGGAAUAUAUUAAGAAAUAUUACAUAUUCUACAUCACACUCAUUCACUUCUCUUAAACUACAAAACACUAAAUACUUCUCUUCAAAUAGUUUGAUAAAAACUAAUGCUAUUUCAUCAAUGGUUGGAACACUUCUUUCAUACCCAUUUGAUGUUCUUCUUGUUCGUUCUAUUCACAACUAUUCCACUGGUUUUUCUCCAUCACUUCUUACCCAUGGAAUAUGUACUCAACUUCUACUAAAUGUUUGCUUGUCAUCAGUUUAUGGUUAUUUGGCUGAGAGGUAUUACGAAAAACACCCUUUAAAAAGGUCAUUAUUUGGAUCGAUUAAAUCUAUGUUUUUUGCUUCUCAGUAA